UAGGGUUAUAUCGUAAACCACCGUGCCUACACAGUUUAGGUCCUUUUUCAAAAUAGCAAAAAACAUCUAAAAAUAACAGUAAAUAAAGUCCUCUGCCAAACCUGUAGUGGACUCUGCUGGCCGAUUCCUUCUUCCAAUAUUUUACAUUUGUCAGCUUACAUAGAACACAUGAGUCCUUAUCCCUAGCAUCCCUCUUUUCUAAACAAGCAGAACAGAUGUCCUUACUCGUAAUCACAUGACAUCUAGCAGACAAGAGUGUCCUUUAACAGAUGAGAAAGACUUGAAGAGAUUAAGAUUUCCAAGUGACACUGCUCCGUGUUCUCAGAAUUUCCUUCAUAGAGGAAGUUUGCAUACCUCGACUUGGGGUCUGCUAGAUGCUAGAGGUUGUUUCCUGGCUCUCUUUGUGGUCAUCUUCAUUGCGGUGAACAUGAGGACUGCAGCAGUUAAGUUGGACUCAGGAUCACUUGUCCCUUUAGGGUGAAAUUAGCAUACCUGUUGUCUUGACUGGCCAGCAAGUUCUCAAUUUUCAAGCCAUACUCAUCAUCAGGAAGCUUGAAGAUAAUAUGGUCUGAAUUCACAGUGAACUUCUGAACAUCGAAGUUGGUGUUGACCAGGCCGCCCUGGUCAUAGGUUCCUGAUUGUCUACGAUGGGUGAACCACAGCAAGUGAGCGCACUUCCCCCACCUCCAAUGCAGUACAUCAAGGAAUAUACAGAUGAAAAUAUUCAAGAAGGCUUAGCUCCCAAGCCUCCUCCUCCAAUUAAAGACAGUUACAUGAUGUUUGGCAACCAGUUCCAAUGUGAUGAUCUUAUCAUUCGCCCUUUGGAAAGUCAGGGCAUUGAACGGCUUCAUCCUAUGCAAUUUGAUCACAAGAAAGAACUGAGAAAACUCAAUAUGUCUAUACUGAUUAAUUUCUUGGACCUUUUAGAUAUCUUAAUAAGGAGCCCUGGGAGUAUAAAACGAGAAGAGAAGCUAGAAGAUCUUAAGCUGCUUUUCGUGCAUGUGCAUCAUCUUAUAAACGAAUAUCGACCCCACCAAGCAAGAGAGACCUUGAGAGUCAUGAUGGAGGUCCAGAAACGUCAACGUCUUGAAACAGCUGAGAGGUUUCAGAAACACCUGGAACGAGUAAUUGAAAUGAUUCAAAAUUGCUUGGCUUCUUUGCCUGAUGAUUUGCCCCAUUCGGAAGCAGGGAUGAGAGUUAAAACUGAGCCAAUGGACACUGAUGAUAACAGCAAUUGUACUGGACAGAAUGAACAACAAAGAGAAAACUCAGGUCACAGGAGGGACCAGAUUAUAGAAAAAGAUGCUGCCUUAUGUGUCCUAGUUGAUGAAAUGAAUGAAAGACCGUGAAGAGUAUUUCUUUUUUUCUUUUAGUGAGUAGCAUCAUAUAUUAGUUUAUUUUCUCUUGGGCAAUCUUAAGAGGUAUAACUAAAAAUAUAAAGGGACUUUUUUCAAUUGAAAUGCUGUACGUGGCAAUUUAACAGUAAGCAUAGGCAAAGUAUAUUUGAGUAAUGACCAUGAAAAAGCAGAAUGUUUGCUAUUGUAUGGGAUAGUCUUAUUUUUGGAGUUGGAAUAAAGAUUUGAAGUAAUA
Messenger RNA from Peromyscus eremicus (cactus mouse), 1590 nucleotides. It is a transcript of the gene Med7, whose product is annotated as mediator complex subunit 7. Gene Ontology annotation, cellular component: mediator complex. Bases 648 to 1349 code for a protein of 233 amino acids. The record is from RefSeq and is a predicted model, not a curated record. NCBI's taxonomy places the organism in Eukaryota, Metazoa, Chordata, Mammalia, Rodentia, Cricetidae. Gene Ontology annotation, biological process: regulation of transcription by RNA polymerase II. The transcript is spliced from 3 exons. Gene Ontology annotation, molecular function: transcription coregulator activity.